Trichomonas vaginalis G3 is the source of this 1095-nucleotide messenger RNA. RefSeq names its product DNA/RNA polymerase superfamily. Bases 1 to 1095 code for a protein of 364 amino acids. Gene Ontology annotation, biological process: DNA replication. The transcript has a single exon. The record is from RefSeq and is a predicted model, not a curated record. Gene Ontology annotation, molecular function: DNA binding; nucleotide binding; DNA-directed DNA polymerase activity. NCBI's taxonomy places the organism in Eukaryota, Parabasalia, Trichomonadida, Trichomonadidae.
AUGUAUAAUUACAUGAAAUCAAACAAUCUACCAGUUGACCAGAAACAGAGAAAAUUAACUCAGUUAGCAUCAACACACAACCAAUAUCAACCAUUUUCUUCUUAUUAUCUUUGGUAUCUAAUAGACAGAUUUCAUUUUAUCAUUGAUGACAUUCAAUCAAUUUUAACAUUUACGAAAAACACUUGUUUUAAUGAAUUUGCGAACAAAUUUAUGAAUGAAAGACAAAAGGCUGAAUUAGAAGGAAAUAAAGGAAAAAGUUUAUUUUGCAAAAUUUCACUUAAUGGAUCAUAUGGUUACGAUGCAAUGAAUACACAAAAUUACGCAAAGACUAAAAUAAUGAAUGCACAGAAGGCACGCGUUGCAUGUAUGUCAAAUAAGUUUAAAAACAUAAGAGAAAUAGGUGAAGAUACAUAUCAAGUGAUGCUCAAAGAUAGAUUUUAUAGAUGUGAUACAUGUUUACAAGAGGCAUUCUUCACUUUAGAUAAUGCUAAAUACUGGUAUUUGGUUUUCAUUUAUGAUUUUAUGUAUAAAUGCAUGGAUGUUAAUCGUUUUCAUUUCAUUGAAGGUGAUACUGAUUCAUCAUAUUGGGCAAUCGCUGGCGACCCAAAUCUUCCUAACACUCAAGCAUUUCAAGCAAUUGUUACCGAUAAAAAAUUUUAUGAUAAAAACAUUUUCAAAUUCGCACCUUUUGAUUUCUUCUGUUUUGAUGAGAAAUUUAAACCUAAAUUAAAGAAUAAAGCUGAAGAAAAAGCACAUGAGAAGAAGUUAUUGGGUUUAGCAAUUGAGAAACAAGGUGAUAACAUGGUUGCUUUAUGCCCUAAGUGUUAUACAUCAUUCAACGGUUCAAUUGAUGGAAGUGAUUUUAAAAAGAUUGCACAAAAAAUGAAAGGUGUAAGUUUACGACAAAAUAAACAAUUAACACCUAAAAAUUAUUUGGAUAUAAUAAAUGAUAAAGUGAUAUUUGAUGGUCAAAAUAUUAAUUUACAACUUAAAAACGGGUCAAUGACUCGCUUAACAAUCGGUAAGACUGCAUUAACAGGAGCACACACUAAGGCUGUAUGUUGUGAAAAUGGAUGUUGUAUGCCAUUUAUUUAA